ACCCUUCCUUCUUUAGGGCAACCAUGUAAUCCAAGCUCUGAUGUAGGUUGCUCGCCCAUCCAGCUAUAUAAAGACCACUCACUUCUCCCUCCUCCCACUCCCAUUCUCUCUUCUGAAUAUCUUUAAAACCUGCCUCAGAACUCCUGUCCCAGCAACCCAGCAUCAGAAAAAAAAAGAUGAAGCUACUUCCCUACCUUCUCUUGCUCCCCCUGGGGGCACUGGCAGCACAGGUCCAUGCUGAAAGGGACACGGCGGACAUUUCUCAAGCUGAUGUCGAAGAUUCGAGUGUGAGCUCCAACCAGGAAGCACCACAACCACGUGGUCUUCACACCACUGCUUACUGCAAUGGCGUAAAGAAGAGAUGCCGCUCCUCCAGACAGUGUGGUAGAGGACAGGUAGUAUAUUGUGGCGCGAAGAAGCCUUGUGCCUGUGAUCAGCAACGGGGUUCUCCAACAUAUGGAUACUGCGUCUGUUAGAGGCCUUCAACAGGUUGAUGCGGCUGGUCCUUAAAAAGGUCAUGAUAUGUUGGCAGUGUAUCUACUUGCAGACUAUGAAGCACUGUAGCAGGGAAUUCCGGAAUCUCCGAACAAAGUUUGUUGUUCUGGCAUGAGGCUCAACCCUCUCCUUUAACCAACUUAUACAGCCUGCACUAGUCAAUCUCUUCAUCAUCUUUAGUGAUGUAUUGAUUAGUUUACUACCUUCAUUAUUAACUAUACUAUUGUGCUACCAUG
Messenger RNA from Coccidioides immitis RS, 731 nucleotides. RefSeq lists its product as uncharacterized. The transcript has 3 exons. Lineage: Eukaryota; Fungi; Ascomycota; Eurotiomycetes; Onygenales; Onygenaceae. The record is from RefSeq and is a predicted model, not a curated record. The coding region runs from base 177 to 476 and encodes 99 amino acids.